AUGAAUCCGACAAUAGGGGGCUCGCCCAAGCCCAGUGCUGAUAGUCCGAGACAUCAUCAGUACCGGCGUCAUUCGCUGCGAAAGGCGCCUUUGGAACGACUCCCGAUCGAGUUGAUCCAAAAAAUAUUUUUUGAAUGUUUAGAAAUUAAUCUCCCUCGCGCGUCUCUCCCCAUCGCCCACGCUUUGUCCAACGACGUCAUCCAUACCUGGCUCAUCCGCCUAGCAUUCAGCAGCAACAAUGAGUCUGCCCGAACUGGCUUCUUCACAAAACCUUACCUUCCACUCGACUACUUCUCUCUCUCUAAUUCGCAACGCGCUUCUCUUCAAACCGAAAUUCUCAAAUGCCGGUGGUGCACCUUAUCUCUCAUGCGCAAAUGUCAGCGGGAGCACGUAGAACAUGUUAUCCGCCAAAAGUGCAAAGACCUUAUAAUAUCCUGCGCCGAUCGCCUGAAAUUGGAAAAUCUCAAGCCCUACUGGCAGUCCAUGGACCGCUUCGACCCCAGGCCCCCUGGGAGCCGGGGUAGUGGUGAUCUCACUGUCGAGGGCCGACUACCGCUAGCACCACCCAAACACAAACUGAUACAGCCGGAGAACAACCACUCAACAUCAUCUAUAUUCACGUCUCUAACGCCAACACCCACACCUAUCACUAACGCCAGCGUGAGCAUUAGCGCGGGUGCUACAAUACCCCGCACCACGCACGGAGAAUCGCGUAAAGUAGCCAUCUGGUUCAACUUCGGUUCCGUCCAGAUCCGCGAACGCAGUCCCAUCUUCCAAGAGACAGAUGUCUUCCGUCUCCCCUCAUGCAGUAUCCGUGAACCCUGCCGGAUGCCUGAUCACCUCCUGCGCCCACCCUGGACGCCCGAGAAACUGGAAUUCCUCACCCUGCUAUCUACAGAAGCAUACAUCGACGAAGACGAACGACGCGAGCGUUCCAAGGCUGUGUUACGAUGGGUGAUUGAUGCGCGUGACCUAGAGACCUUCAAGCACAUGCUAGGCAUGCACAUCCGUGCUAAGAAUUAUGGAUAUGCGUUUCCGUGGCCGGCUCGCCGGACGCAUUAUCACGCAGCUGCUAGAAAUGCGGGCUCGUCGGACGAUGAUCCAUUCUUGAGGAUUUUGUUCACAGAUCGCAAGGGGGAGGUUCCGGCUGACCACAAUAUCAAAGCCCUCAUGGCGAGGUAUGAACAUAGGGAGAGGAAAAGGGAAAUCUUUGGAAGCUAA
Histoplasma capsulatum G186AR is the source of this 1221-nucleotide messenger RNA. RefSeq lists its product as uncharacterized. NCBI's taxonomy places the organism in Eukaryota, Fungi, Ascomycota, Eurotiomycetes, Onygenales, Ajellomycetaceae. The record is from RefSeq and is a predicted model, not a curated record. The transcript has a single exon. The coding region runs from base 1 to 1221 and encodes 406 amino acids.